AUGGAAGUUUUCUUGCAAAACCAGAGAAUCAACACAGUUCAACUCAAAGUCGCUCGAGAAUGGUUAGAAUACUCGAAACGGGCAGUAGUAGAAGCUCACGUGUCUCCGAAUCGUAAGAAGAAUGCCAUCAAAAAUGAGGAGGUAGGAAAAAUUCCCAAUUUAUGUUUGCAUUUACAGCCUUAUGUCAUCGCAAAGGCCAUGCCUAAAGGAUGUCAAAUCACUAUAGAACCACAAACGGAUGGCUAUGAAUAUUGUUGGGUUAUGUCUAGAAAUGGUUCUGAAUGUAAGAAAUUGUCGAAUACGUUUGAGAACAAGAAGAAUCAGUUUUCGGAAAUUCCUAUUCACUGGAAGAAACAAAAUGGAGCACUGGCGAUAAGAGCACCACCUGUGAAAUCGUCAAGCAAGCUUUCGUUCGCAAUUCCCUUUGGCAUACGUUCAGUGAACGAUGCUAUCUCCUCUAGUUGA
Molecule: messenger RNA, 465 nt
Organism: Botrytis fragariae
Lineage: Eukaryota; Fungi; Ascomycota; Leotiomycetes; Helotiales; Sclerotiniaceae
Exons: 2
Coding region: 1-465 (154 amino acids)
Source: RefSeq, a predicted model, not a curated record